Prunus armeniaca (apricot) is the source of this 423-nucleotide messenger RNA. Lineage: Eukaryota; Viridiplantae; Streptophyta; Magnoliopsida; Rosales; Rosaceae. The record is from the annotation of a GenBank genome assembly.
AUGCCGCAUCUUCUGGUCUUGGUUCCUUUCGGACGUGCAGGUGGAUCCUAUUUCCUUCCUUCUUUUGUUCUGGUUCCCGUGCGUGUAGGAGGUCUUUUUUUAGCGUUGGGUUUGUUAUCAAGGCAAGGGGAGUGUGCUUUUGCGCUCUUUCUACGGCCCGUUAUGCUUUUCCCCGCUCGGCAUGCUUUAACUCUAUCGACAGCAUUUUUGGUGUCCAGACCAGUAGCAGCAGCAGCGUCGGUUAAGGCUCGUUCCGAAAGAGAUAUAUGUGGAGCGGUUCCAGUCCCUCUUUGGAGGGACUUACGCCAGCUUCGGUCAGCAGAGUUACCCUCCACUCAGCCAUGUAAAACACGGUUUCGUAUACCCCUAAUUCUGAAAUUAGUGUGGCUUUUUGGGGCUCCUCGUGGAAAGCUUUGCGGUUAA